Molecule: messenger RNA, 2157 nt
Organism: Sungouiella intermedia
Lineage: Eukaryota; Fungi; Ascomycota; Pichiomycetes; Serinales; Metschnikowiaceae
Source: the annotation of a GenBank genome assembly
AUGGAUCUGAAGUCGGCAAUUUUUGCGGUCUGUUGCGCCCUCUACUACUUUUCGGGCGGCCGUUUCUCGCUCGUGGUGGCUGCAUCUACCUGGUAUGUGUUAUCCACCCGCGGAAAAGAGUCUCUUACUCGUCAAAAGCCUCUGCCCAUCAAAGAGGUGGACUUUACCCAUGCAUACAUGCCUGAGCCCACCACAGUGUUUCCCAAGCAGAGAAAAACCGUGAAGAGAGCCCGUUCGCCCAAGGUUUUCCGUGGUGCAAAGCCUGCUGUCAAGGAUCAAGGAACGGUGUUAACUUCAACACCUAUCAGACUCAUGGAUUCACAAGUUUACAUCUUCUACACUACGCUUACUGGCACGUCACAGCGUGUGGCGGCAGCUUUGCAUGAUAAAUUGGCCAAUCUCGAAGGGAUUGCCCAUGAGCCAAAGUUGCUCUCGCUCGAUGAUGAUGUGGACGACUUGGAAGAGUAUUUCUUGAAGACUCCUAAGAAUUCCACUCAGAAUAUCUAUCUUCUCGUGCUCCCAUCGUAUGAAACAGACUCUCCUAUCGACUACUUCAUUGAGCACUUGACAGACACAUUCCAGGACUUCCGCGUGGACAAGUAUCCGUUGCGUUCGUUGGCUGGGUUUGCCGUGUUGGGUCUUGGAGAUUCCGAGUCGUGGAACGGCUCCAAGUUCUGUUACCAGGCCUUGUUAGCAGACAAGUGGCUUGGUAAGCUUGGAGCCCGUCGUUUGUUUCCUGUGGGUCAAGUUUGUGUCAAGCACGAAGGUGAACCCAAGACCCAGGAGUGGAUUAAUGGCUUCGCUUCGCUUUUAGCCGAUGACGAACCUUUCUAUAUCGACGACAACGAUGCAGCAGAUGACAGUGAUGCUGAGGAGGAUGAACUUGAUCCAGCAACUGAUGUGGUUGAUGUAGAGGAUAUGGGUGCCAUCAUCAAGGCCUCUGGAGGCUCAUUUACAGUGGAACCAAAGCAGAUGGUGGCCCAAGAUUCCCCCACAUUCCGUUCGUUGACCAAGCAGGGCUAUACGAUUGUUGGGUCGCAUUCAGGAGUAAAAAUUUGUCGUUGGACAAAGAGUGCCAUGCGUGGCCGUGGCUCGUGCUACAAGUAUGCCUUCUACGGUAUCAAAUCACAUUUGUGUAUGGAAACAACCCCCUCUUUGGCUUGUUCCAAUAAAUGUGUGUUCUGUUGGAGACACGGAACCAAUCCUGUGGCAAAGCUGAACUGGAGAUGGGAGGUGGAUCCUCCUGAGAAGGUCUUGGCCGGAGCUCUUGAGGGCCACUACAAGAAGAUCAAGCAAAUGAGAGGUGUACCAGGAAUUCAGUUGGACAGAUUCCAGGAGGCUUUUCAAGUGCGUCAUUGUGCAUUGUCAUUAGUGGGAGAACCCAUUUUUUACCCUCAUAUCAACGAGUUUGUGGGAAUGUUGCAUGAACGUCACAUUUCAUCAUUCUUGGUAUGCAAUGCCCAGCACCCCGAUCACCUCGCUCGUUUGGCCAAGGUAACUCAGUUGUAUGUGAGUAUCGAUGCUCCUACUAAGAAAGACUUGAAGAAGGUCGACAGACCUCUCAACGCCGACUUUUGGGAGAGACUCAUGUCGUGCUUAGAUAUCUUGCGCACCACUCAAGCCCAUCAAAGAACCGUGUUCAGAUUGACAUUGGUCAAGGGCUUCAACAUGGACGACAUCGAGAGCUACGCCGACAUGGUGGAACGUGCACAGCCAUCGCAGAUUGAGGUGAAAGGAGCUACAUUCUGUGGUUCCUCCAACGCAAAUGGAAACCCAUUGACCAUGCAAAACAUUCCAUUCUACGAGGAGUGCCGUGUGUUUGUAGAGAAGUUGACCGCCGAGCUCAAGUCCAGGGGCCUGAGCUACGAACUUGCAGCCGAACAUGCCCACUCAUGCUGCAUUUUGAUUGCACACACCAAGUUCAAGAUCAACGACGUCUGGCAUACGCACAUCGACUAUCCUAGAUUCUUUGAGUUGCUCGAAAGCGGCGAGGAGUUCUGUGAUUUGGACUAUGUGAAGGAGACACCAGCAUGGGCUGUGUGGGGAUCUACUGAGGCUGGUUUCAAUCCAGAAGACACAAAGUACGACCGUAAAGCUGAGAAGGCCAAAAAGCGUGAGGCCCGUGAAGCGUUGGCUGCGAAAGUAGCAGACUUAUAA